GGCCAAACGCAACUUCAAUUCUCAGGUCCACAAACAAAAAACUAAUCAACAAUGUCUCUCUCCUUUCCUCUCCUCCUCUUCUUCUCCUUCCUCCUCAUCUCAAACCCACCUCCGUCUUCAGCUCAACAAAACAACUCUUCCUCCUUCUCCUCCUCAGACUCACCAUGGACUCCCAAUCAGAACCGAACCCUCCUCUCCCCCAAAUCCGUCUUCGCGGCCGGUUUCCAGCCACAAAUCAACUCCUCAAACCUCUACACCUUUCAAGUUUGGUACCACAACAUAUCCACUCCAUUAACAGCGGUUUGGACUGCCAAUAAGUCCCCGGUGAAUAGCUCCGCCACCCUCGUCAUCACUAGCUCCGGCGAGCUCCGACUUAGUACUACUCCUUCCGGCAAUAACUUGUGGCCCAACAAACCCGUUGGAUCCGCGAACUCUACCCGACUCGUCCUCCGGGACGAUGGUCGCCUUGUUUUCGAAAAUUGGUCAAGCUUUGACCAUCCAACCGAUACAAUUCUUCCGAACCAGAAGAUCCUGAAUGAAACAACAAUAUAUUCAAAAGAUGGAAGAUACAGUUUUGAAAACUGCACGCAACUCGUUUUCGGGGGAAAUGAUAGUUACUGGACCAGUGCUGCGUUUCAGAUGCUCGAUGAUAACGGAAAAGUGACUCAGGCCAACGGGGGUUCGUUCAUUACGUCAGACUUCGGAGCUACCCGGUUGAGAAGAUUGACUCUCGCAAAUGAUGGGAAUCUAAGAUUGUUCAGUCUGGAUCCGAAUUCGGGUCAAUGGGCCGUGGUUUGGCAAGCAACGCAAGAAUUGUGCACGAUACACGGCACUUGUGGUCCUAACUAUAUAUGCUUGACUGAUAAUUGGGAUAAUACUACUUGUGUUUGCCCGCCGGGUUUCGGGCGAAUUUCCGGCGUCAAAACAUGUGAGAGGAAGAUUCCGAUCAGAAACCUCCAAAACAGCAAGUUUCUACCUCUGGACUAUGUCAACUUUUCCGGCGGAUCGAACCAGACCAACCUCAAUGUCCAGAAUCUGAAGGCUUGUCAAGACAGUUGCUUGUCCGACCCGAAUUGUGAAGGUUUCGGGUUCAAGUAUGAUGGGCAAGGUUACUGUGUGCUGCAGCUAGAGAGGCUGCUAUAUGGGUAUUGGUCUCCGGGUACAGAAGCAACUUUCUUUCUUCGGGUGGAUGGAUCCGAAACAGACAAGUCCACCUUCACUGGCAUGACGAGCCUUCUCGAGACGACAUGUCCGGUUCGGGUCAGUCUCCCUUUACCACCCAAAGAAUCCAAUACUACAACCCGGAAUAUCGUGAUAAUUUGUACUCUGUUCGCUGCUGAGCUUUUAAGUGGAGUUGUUUUCAUUUGGGCCUUUGUCAAGAAGUAUAUCAAGUACAGGGAUAUGGCUCGGACCCUCGGGCUUGAGCUUUUGCCCGCGGGUGGGCCGAAAAGGUUCAGCUAUGCGGAGCUCAAAGCUGCCACCGGUGAUUUCUCCAACAUCAUAGGAAGGGGCGGGUUUGGAGAUGUUUAUAAAGGGGAGUUGAACGAUCACCGGAUCGUGGCGGUUAAGUGUCUUAAAAAUGUCACCGGAGGUGAUGCCGAGUUUUGGGCCGAGGUCACCAUCAUUGCACGGAUGCACCACCUCAAUUUGGUCCGACUCUGGGGGUUUUGCGCUGAGAAGGGUAAGAGAAUACUAGUAUAUGAGUAUGUGCCUAAUGGUUCACUAGACAAUUUUUUAUUUCAGUCGGGUCGGGUCAGAUCUACAUCUGGUGAGGGAGAAGAUGGAGGGGAUAUGGAGUUUGGACAAAAGCCGAUACUGGAUUGGAACAUCCGGUACCGGAUUGCCCUGGGAGUGGCGAGAGCAAUCGCGUACUUGCACGAGGAGUGCCUUGAAUGGGUGCUGCAUUGCGACAUCAAACCCGAAAAUAUUCUUAUUGGGGAUGACUUUUGUCCGAAAAUUUCGGAUUUUGGGUUGGCCAAAUUGAGAAAGAAAGAGGACAUGGUGAGCAUGUCUCGGGUUCGGGGGACCCGUGGGUACAUGGCUCCAGAAUGGGUCAAGAUGGACCCGAUCACACCGAAAGCUGAUGUAUACAGCUUCGGAAUGGUACUGUUGGAAAUUGUUAGUGGGGUCAGGAAUUCUGAGAUCCAAGGAUCAAAAAUGGACAGUGAGGAUUGGUACUUUCCAAGGUGGGCGUUUGAUAAGGUGUUCCAGGAGAUGAAGGUGGAGGACAUGCUGGACCCUCGGAUCAAGCACUGUUACGAUAGCCGGGCCCACUUCGAUAUGGUGGAUCGGAUGGUGAAGACGGCGAUGUGGUGCCUGCAGGACCGGCCGGAGAUGAGACCAUCAAUGGGGAAAGUUGCUAAGAUGCUGGAAGGGACAGUGGAGAUAAUGGAACCCAAAAAACCCACUAUUUUCUUCUUAGUAGACGAAUAAGUGCAAAGUGUCGUUUGGCUUCACAAGAAAGAUGUCAAAUACGUAAUAUAUUAUAUAUCUAUGUUUAGCAUGCUAAAAAUAAGGAGAUUGUACUUAAAAACACUCGACAUAUAUAUAUAUAUAGUGGAAUGCGUUGAAGUUGAAGAAGUAUUGUGUUAUUUUGUCA
Messenger RNA from Cornus florida, 2599 nucleotides. Its product is annotated as G-type lectin S-receptor-like serine/threonine-protein kinase At5g24080. The record is from RefSeq and is a predicted model, not a curated record. The transcript has a single exon. Gene Ontology annotation, molecular function: protein serine/threonine kinase activity; ATP binding. NCBI's taxonomy places the organism in Eukaryota, Viridiplantae, Streptophyta, Magnoliopsida, Cornales, Cornaceae. Gene Ontology annotation, biological process: recognition of pollen; protein phosphorylation. Bases 52 to 2433 code for a protein of 793 amino acids.